This is a messenger RNA of Clarias gariepinus (North African catfish), 1767 nucleotides long. It is a transcript of the gene barx2, whose product is annotated as BARX homeobox 2. NCBI's taxonomy places the organism in Eukaryota, Metazoa, Chordata, Actinopteri, Siluriformes, Clariidae. Gene Ontology annotation, biological process: regulation of DNA-templated transcription. The record is from RefSeq and is a predicted model, not a curated record. The transcript is spliced from 4 exons. Bases 274 to 1158 code for a protein of 294 amino acids. Gene Ontology annotation, molecular function: DNA-binding transcription factor activity, RNA polymerase II-specific; DNA binding.
GGAGGCACUGAGAAGAGGAGAGUCCUAGACACUCACGCUCACUUUCACACUCACUCACACUCACUCACACACUCAGAGGAGAGUGACAGACAGAGAAGUGAGUAAAGCGGUGUGCAGCGGGUCACUAUACAGCAGGCUUUGGGAGCUGGAGCAGCACUCUGGAGCGACUUUACAGGAACUGAGCUACACCAUGCUUGUGUGAAGAACUGCAUCGUGCGCGCGCGCGUGUGUGUGUGUGUAAUUCUUCAUCAAGUGUGUGUCAAGCGGAGUGCCAUGCAGUGCCAGGCCGAGUUCCGGCUCGCGCAGCCCGCGCAGCUCAAGGCGGCCCGGCGCCGAUACAAGACCUUCAUGAUCGACGAGAUUCUGGCCAAGGAGACGUGCGAUUACUUAGAGAAGCUGUCUCUGUACUCCGUGUGUCCGUCGCUGGUGGUCCGACCCAAAGCCCUGCAUUCAUGUUCCGGCCCGUCAUCACUCAGUACGUACCCAUUACUGUCAGUCAUCACCCGUCAGCCCCCUACUGGCCUGGCACACAUUCCCCAGCCCUCACCCCCUAAUCGGGUCACCCACCUGCCCAUAGUAUCGCCAAAGCAUGCGCUGCCAGGUGAGCCGGUGCCCAGCGAGACGCCCGUCAGCAUCAGCAGUGAGUCAGAGACGGAACACAGCGCCCCCAGGCUGAAGAAGCCACGUCGCAGUCGCACCAUUUUCACCGAGCUGCAGCUCAUGGGUCUGGAGAAGAAGUUUCAGAAGCAAAAGUACCUCUCAACACCUGACAGAUUGGACCUGGCUCAGUCUCUUGGUCUCACCCAGCUCCAGGUCAAGACUUGGUACCAGAACAGACGCAUGAAAUGGAAGAAACUGGUGCUAAAAGGAGGGCACGAGGCCCCUACAAAGCCCAAAGGAAGACCCAAGAAGAACUCCAUCCCCACCACAGAGGAGAUCGAGGCGGAGGAACGACGGCUCGCCCACCUGGCUGAGGAAGAGGAGCGGCUGAGGGAGGAAGUUCAAGAUGAGGUCGAGGAGCAAUCCAGAAAACAGGAAGAAGUGUUUCAGUCACAACCACAAGACCUGAGCACAAAUGGACAGGCUGAGAUUCUCCAUUCUCUGCCCCUGGAGGCAUCAGAUGGUGAACAAGUUCCUCAGUUAACACCAGAGAGCUAAAUUAGCAUCUGCAUUGUGCCAAAGACUGAGAGUACUAAAAGUACUUAGCGGCUCCGAUCACCGUAGUGCCAAAGACAUGAAAAGACAUUUGGCCUUGUUUAAGGAGCAGUGCUUUAGCGCUGUAAUGUUGUUUUAAACACUCAUUUGGCUCAUAUACAGUAUUUUAUGAUCACCCACAUGCAGCCAAAUGCACUUCAGGAAAAAUUUCCCCUGAACGCUGGUACUCCUGUACCAAACGGACAAAAAGUAAGUGUUUAUGUUUUAUUUUUCCUGAGUGAUUUGCUCUCCUACACCAUAAUGGCUGCCUGCUUUAUUGCCUCUGUUGAGAUUUGUGUCGUCUGUGUACAGCCGUGUCUCGUUCCCUGCCAAAGAUCAUAUGUCUGAAACAUAGAAAUACCAGUAGAGGUAAUAGUGCCUUUUAAUCAUCACGUUCAAGCUCUUUUUUUUUUCAUUAAAAGCCAUAAAUAUAUGAACGCAGGUUGACACUUGUAGACAUUUUUUUUUCUAUCAACAAAGGGGGUGUUUAAAAUUUAAAUAAGUUUAAAUACAUCAAGGUGUCAAGGUGUAGUUAAUAAUAAAACAAAAAGCUGAAAACAUUUUUUUGUAAGA